AGCUGUUCUGUUAACACUACCUUAUAAUGAAUAUACCUUGAUUAAUAUUAUCUUGUCAAAAAGUACGCGUGUUUUUGUAAGUUUGCUGUGACUUUUAACUAAAAAUCAUUUUAUUUAUAGUUUUUUGUUAAUUUAUUUGUGCUAAACAUAUAUUUGAUGGCUUUUCCUACACUAGGAGCACAACAAGAAACAAAUCGUAAAAUUCUGGAAGAUUUACAAUUAAAACGACAACUUUUACAAAAAGGCGUUAAUCCAGUGGCGGAUAUUAAUCUAGGUACCGGUCUCUCUACACCUCUCAACCAGAUGCCCACUACACAGUUGUUGGGUCAACCAACGGAUUUUCCGCAGACCAGCAGUGCCAUAACAGUGCCACGCUCAGUCUUUAAUCCUACAAGUGCCACCACAUUGGGCUAUUUUAUUAGCCAGGACUCGCAUUACGGCAACUCCUUCAUACCGGUCUUACCCCGUUUGGAUCCCGUACCUGCCAAUCAUACCGCUAAAUAGGGUUAACUGCAAAAAACAUCUUUACAAUUUUCUUCUAAUUAUUCUAAAGUAGUGUGUAAAUUUUCAAAAAUGGCUCG
This is a messenger RNA of Lucilia sericata (common green bottle fly), 581 nucleotides long. RefSeq names its product SOSS complex subunit C homolog. Gene Ontology annotation, cellular component: SOSS complex; nucleoplasm; nucleus. The coding region runs from base 157 to 504 and encodes 115 amino acids. The transcript is spliced from 3 exons. Gene Ontology annotation, biological process: DNA repair. NCBI's taxonomy places the organism in Eukaryota, Metazoa, Arthropoda, Insecta, Diptera, Calliphoridae. The record is from RefSeq and is a predicted model, not a curated record.